Molecule: messenger RNA, 3195 nt
Organism: Mercenaria mercenaria
Lineage: Eukaryota; Metazoa; Mollusca; Bivalvia; Venerida; Veneridae
Exons: 7
Cellular component (GO): membrane
Source: RefSeq, a predicted model, not a curated record
GUAUGCAGUGAUGUAGGUGGUAGCGACACAGUUUGUAGGAGUAGUGGGGUUGGUGAGAAGGUAUGCAGUGAUGCAGGUAACAUCGGGACAGUUUGUAGGAGUAGUGGGGUUGGUGAGAAGGUAUGCAGUGAUGUAGGUGGUAGUGAGACCGUUUGUAAGAGUAUAAGGGUUGGUGAGAAGGUAUGCAGUGAUGUAGGUGGUAGUGAGACAGUUUGUAGAAGUAGUUGGGUUGGUGAAAAGGUAUGCAGUGAUGCAGGUAACAGCGAGACAGAUUGUAGAAGUGGGGUUGGUGAGAAGGUAUGCAGGGAUGUAGGUGGUAGUGAGACAGUUUGUAGAAGCAGUUGGGGUGCUGAAAAGGUAUGCAGUGAUGCAGGUGGUAGUGAGACAGUUUGUAAAAGUAGUGGGGUUGGUGAGAAGGUAUGCAAUGAUGCAAGUAACAGCGAGACAGAUUGUAAGAGUAGUGGGGUUGGUUGGAAGGUAUGGAGCGAUGUAGGUGGUAGUGAGGCAGUUUGUAAAAGUAGUGGGGUUGGUGAGAAGGUAUGCAGUGAUGCAGGUAACAGCGAGACAGUUUGUAGGAGUAGUGGGGUUGGUGAGAAGGUAUGCAGUGAUGAAGGUGGUAGUAAGACAGUUUGUAAGAGCAAUGGGUUUGGUGAGAAGGUAUGCAGUGAUGUAGGUGGUAGCGACACAGUUUGUAGGAGUAGUGGGGUUGGUGAGAAGGUAUGCAGUGAUGCAGGUAACAUCGGGACAGUUUGUAGGAGUAGUGGGGUUGGUGAGAAGGUAUGCAGUGAUGUAGGUGGUAGUGAGACAGUUUGUAAGAGUAUUGGGGUUGGUGAGAAGGUAUGCAGUGAUGUAGGUGGUAGUGAGACAGUUUGUAGAAGUAGUUGGGUUGGUGAAAAGGUAUGCAGUGAUGCAGGUAACAGCGAGACAGAUUGUAGAAGUGGGGUUGGUGAGAAGGUAUGCAGGGAUGUAGGUGGUAGUGAGACAGUUUGUAGAAGCAGUUGGGGUGCUGAAAAGGUAUGCAGUGAUGCAGGUGGUAGUGAGACAGUUUGUAAAAGUAGUGGGGUUGGUGAGAAGGUAUGCAAUGAUGCAAGUAACAGCGAGACAGAUUGUAAGAGUAGUGGGGUUGGUUGGAAGGUAUGGAGCGAUGUAGGUGGUAGUGAGGCAGUUUGUAAAAGUAGUGGGGUUGGUGAGAAGGUAUGCAGUGAUGCAGGUAACAGCGAGACAGUUUGUAGGAGUAGUGGGGUUGGUGAGAAGGUAUGCAGGGAUGUAGGUGGUAGUGAGACAGUUUGUAGAAGCAGUUGGGGUGCUGAAAAGGUAUGCAAUGAUGCAAGUAACAGCGAGACAGAUUGUAAGAGUAGUGGGGUUGGUUGGAAGGUAUGGAGCGAUGUAGGUGGUAGUGAGGCAGUUUGUAAAAGUAGUGGGGUUGGUGAGAAGGUAUGCAGUGAUGCAGGUAACAGCGAGACAGUUUGUAGGAGUAGUGGGGUAGGUGAGAAGGUAUGCAGUGAUGAAGGUGGUAGUAAGACAGUUUGUAAGAGCAAUGGGUUUGGUGAGAAGGUAUGCAGUGAUGUAGGUGGUAGCGACACAGUUUGUAGGAGUAGUGGGGUUGGUGAGAAGGUAUGCAGUGAUGCAGGUAACAUCGGGACAGUUUGUAGGAGUAGUGGGGUUGGUGAGAAGGUAUGCAGUGAUGUAGGUGGUAGUGAGACAGUUUGUAAGAGUAUUAGGGUUGGUGAGAAGGUAUGCAGUGAUGUAGGUGGUAGUGAGACAGUUUGUAGAAGUAGUUGGGUUGGUGAAAAGGUAUGCAGUGAUGCAGGUAACAGCGAGACAGAUUGUAGAAGUGGGGUUGGUGAGAAGGUAUGCAGGGAUGUAGGUGGUAGUGAGACAGUUUGUAGAAGCAGUUGGGGUGCUGAAAAGGUAUGCAGUGAUGCAGGUGGUAGUGAGACAGUUUGUAAAAGUAGUGGGGUUGGUGAGAAGGUAUGCAAUGAUGCAAGUAACAGCGAGACAGAUUGUAAGAGUAGUGGGGUUGGUUGGAAGGUAUGGAGCGAUGUAGGUGGUAGUGAGGCAGUUUGUAAAAGUAGUGGGGUUGGUGAGAAGGUAUGCAGUGAUGCAGGUAACAGCGAGACAGUUUGUAGGAGUAGUGGGGUUGGUGAGAAGGUAUGCAGGGAUGUAGGUGGUAGUGAGACAGUUUGUAGAAGCAGUUGGGGUGCUGAAAAGGUAUGCAGUGAUGCAGGUGGUAGUGAGACAGUUUGUAAAAGUAGUGGGGUUGGUGAGAAGGUAUGCAAUGAUGCAAGUAACAGCGAGACAGAUUGUAAGAGUAGUGGGGUUGGUUGGAAGGUAUGGAGCGAUGUAGGUGGUAGUGAGGCAGUUUGUAAAAGUAGUGGGGUUGGUGAGAAGGUAUGCAGUGAUGCAGGUAACAGCGAGACAGUUUGUAGGAGUAGUGGGGUAGGUGAGAAGGUAUGCAGUGAUGAAGGUGGUAGUAAGACAGUUUGUAAGAGCAAUGGGUUUGGUGAGAAGGUAUGCAGUGAUGUAGGUGGUAGCGACACAGUUUGUAGGAGUAGUGGGGUUGGUGAGAAGGUAUGCAGUGAUGCAGGUAACAGCGGGACAGUUUGUAGGAGUAGUGGGGUUGGUGAGAAGGUAUGCAGUGAUGUAGGUGGUAGUGAGACAGUUUGUAAGAGUAUUAGGGUUGGUGAGAAGGUAUGCAGUGAUGUAGGUGGUAGUGAGACAGUUUGUAGAAGUAGUUGGGUUGGUGAAAAGGUAUGCAGUGAUGCAGGUAACAGCGAGACAGAUUGUAGAAGUGGGGUUGGUGAGAAGGUAUGCAGGGAUGUAGGUGGUAGUGAGACAGUUUGUAGAAGCAGUUGGGGUGCUGAAAAGGUAUGCAGUGGUGCAGGUGGUAGUGAGACAGUUUGUAAAAGUAGUGGGGUUGGUGAGAAGGUAUGCAAUGAUGCAAGUAACAGCGAGACAGAUUGUAAGAGUAGUGGGGUUGGUUGGAAGGUAUGGAGCGAUGUAGGUGGUAGUGAGGCAGUUUGUAAAAGUAGUGGGGUUGGUGAGAAGGUAUGCAGUGAUGCAGGUAACAGCGAGACAGUUUGUAGGAGUAGUGGGGUUGGUGAGAAGGUAUGCAGUGAUGAAGGUGGUAGUAAGACAGUUUGUAAGAGCAAUGGGUUUGGUGAGAAGGUAUGCAGUGAUGUAGGUGGUAGUUAG